UUAAACAGUUUGGUCCUUCAAAAUAAAAUAAAACCUGCAAUGUCUAAAUUAAAUCAUGCAGCUUCAUCAGAAAUGUUGUGUUGUUGGUUGCAGUUAUUUUUUUCUUCAAUUUGUUGGGAAAAAAGAUCUUUUCUCCCAAUAAUUUAACAAAAAAUUGAGUUUUGAUGCCAUUUCUUGCUCUUUUUUUUCACUGAUUUGACUACAGUCAUUUUGCUGAGUCAUUUCUGCUUUUAAAGGAUUUUUUUUUUCACAGGCAGAAGCAAACAGCUCAGUGUUUUUAAAGUUCUCUGAUGCAGCCGUCCUGCUGGUUGUCGGGGUAAUGAGUGAAAAGGGUUUUGUACCGCAGCGUCUGUUCGUCAUUCUGAAGUUCAGAUUAGGUUUGCACUCGUCUACCUCCUCCUCCUUCUCCUUCUCCUUCUCCUCCUCCUCUUCAUCUAUCUGUCCAAAAAAUCAGCAGGAGGUCCAGUAACCUGAAAAUAGAAAUUCUUGCUACUUUCCUCCCUCUGUGCUCAGUAGAGGUGGGCGUCUUCUCCCCCCAGAAAUACAUUUUUAUUUUGCUUUAAUGUCUGAAGGUGUUUUUUUUCUUUAGGAUUUCUGUACUGUUUCUCAUUCAUGCCACAGCUUUUUAUCCUUUUGCAGCUUUUUAAAGACAUGUUGCUCCCCUUAAAUUCUAAAUUAUGUUUUAUUUUAUUUGUUUAUUGUGUUUUAUUAUGAAUCAAAUCUGGAUGCACGAUCAUUUCAUUCAGUUUUUCUUUACAUUUUAGUAAAGAACAGUCUUGCCUCGGUUUAUUAUGUGUGUUUUUAUGAGUAUUUUUUGAAUGUAAGAUCUGUUCCCUCUCUGGGGUUUUUGGGAGCUCAUGUGUGGUCAGGUUGAGUUUGUGGCCAGAGGCCUGUCACACAAAUUCUUUUUCAUUCGCUCGGAGAAAGAAAGAGAGAGUGAAACAAAAAAGUGAGAGUGAAAGAGUGAGUCUGAGGGGAGGGGAGGAGAAAUCCAGGAGACAUUUGGAGUUGAGUGGACGAGCACAGACAAUCCCUGGCACAUGUAGUCCUCCCCUUUGGGAUCCCUUUUUGUUCCAUUCAGUGCAGCCACCCUGCCCCACCCUGUGGCCCCUCUGGAGGGGGUGCUCCCUCUAUAAAAGCCUGGUUUGUCCCCUGAACAGGCUUAUUCCUGACCAUGGAGAGCCAGAGAGUCCAGUCCACGUACAGGAAACGUUUCGGGCCUCACAGCUCCAGCAGCACCGGAUCCAGAAUCGGGGGUCUGCCUUCCCAUCGCCUCUCCUGGCAUGGCACCCCUCGGACCCUCACCCACUCCAGCCCCGUGUCCCGGAUCUCCCUGGGCUCGUCCAGCACGGCCCUGCUGCUGGGCAGCCCCGUGGACAGGCUGGACUUCUCGGCGGACACCCUGCUGAAGGCCCAGUACAAGGAGACGCGCACCAACGAGAAGGUGGAGAUGAUGGGCCUGAARGACCGCUUCGCCAGCUACAUCGAGAAGGUGCGCCUGCUGGAGCAGCAGAACAAGGUCCUGGUGGCCGAGCUGAACCAGCUGAAGGGGAAGGAGCCCAGCCGCCUGGGGGACAUCUACCAGGAGGAGCUGAGAGACCUGAGGCGCCAGGUGGACGGGCUGGUCAACGGCAAGGCCCGGCUGGAGGUGGAGCGGGACAACCUGGCUGCAGACCUGGAGAAGCUGAAGCAGAG
Austrofundulus limnaeus is the source of this 1695-nucleotide messenger RNA. RefSeq names its product glial fibrillary acidic protein (gene gfap). The record is from RefSeq and is a predicted model, not a curated record. Gene Ontology annotation, molecular function: structural constituent of cytoskeleton. NCBI's taxonomy places the organism in Eukaryota, Metazoa, Chordata, Actinopteri, Cyprinodontiformes, Rivulidae. Gene Ontology annotation, biological process: regulation of chaperone-mediated autophagy; intermediate filament organization. Gene Ontology annotation, cellular component: intermediate filament; cell projection; cytoplasm.